AUUACUUGAACCGGUUAAACCAAUUUUUUUUCCAAAAGUUUCCCCAUUCUAGCCCAGCAUUGUACCCCAGGUACCUGCCCCAGGUGUGUUCCUCCCGGGAAUGGUGAUUUCAGGGAUGCACAGAAUUCCAGGAUAUUUUGGGUUUAUCCACACAGAAUUCUGUAACGGUGCCAGAAUUCCAUGGGAAGGAGGGGGUUGGGUGUGCAAAGUCACUGGUGAAAGCGAAAGUGAAAUUUGAAGCUCUCCUUUCUGGGAAAGCAGCUGCUGGUCUAGGUCAGUUCGACCUGAAGUUAUUUUUGGGAGAUGGAAACAGCCCCGGCUGUGCCAAGCACAGAGGGAGGAGACCCUGGAGUGGGGGAGAGGGGAGGGGUCUGGAGGCAGGGAGAGCUCAGAGCUGAGGAGAUUCCAGGAGCUGAGGAAGAUCCCGAGCCAGGAUGGGGUCAAACAUCAGCCGCUCUGUGGAGAUCCAGAUGUCCAACAACACCAAGAACAUCACCCUGAGGAACCCCAGGACCUUCUUCUUCAACGGCCACAGCCUCAGGACCCCCGAGUCCUCGGUGCCCCCCGGCUCCUUCAGCACCUACAAGUUCACCAGCAACUCCUGUCUCUGGGGCUGUAACGGGGUCCUGGCCUUCAAGGCCGAGCCCUUCACCUUGGCCAUCUACUUCUCCAACCCCACCAACCACAACCUCUUCCACCCCGAGAUGGGCCUGGAGCUGUCCCUGGACAAGGUUCACAAGGGGGACCUGGAGAAGGCCUACAAACGCCUGGUCAGGAUCUCCCGCAGCAGCAGCUCCAAUGAAGACCUCGCAUUCCCCUCCGUCAUCCUCAAGGAAUCCCAGGAGACGGCCCGGCUGAGCGCCGGCCCCGUCAAGGUGACGGCCACCAUGUCACAGGGCCAGGACACCGUGAUCAAGGUGAAGGUGGAGGAACAGGGGAGCUCCACUGCAGCCUUUGACUACGACUGGUUCCACCCCGAGAUGGAUCUGGAGCAGUUCCAUGACGAGGUUCAAGAGGAGGGCCCGGACGCCGCCUACCAGCGCCUGCUCAGGAUGGCCCGUGGCGACAACUUCCCCUCCAUGGUCCUCAGAGAACUCCAGGAGUGCCAGACUUGGCAGGAUUCUGCCGUCCUGCAGAGCCACAAGCCCGUGGCGGUGAGGAAGAAGAGGGUGCAGGCAGCAAAGGCCCCGUGA
Molecule: messenger RNA, 1193 nt
Organism: Prinia subflava (tawny-flanked prinia)
Lineage: Eukaryota; Metazoa; Chordata; Aves; Passeriformes; Cisticolidae
Exons: 4
Coding region: 435-1193 (252 amino acids)
Source: RefSeq, a predicted model, not a curated record